GCAACAAUGAGUAAAUUUUAACUAUUCAUAUAUCACUGUUUUCUAUAUUCUUUCAGAUAAUAAAGACAAAUUCAAAAGGGAUGCACAGAAAGACAUGUCUAGGGUGGUAUGAACAAUGGCCCAGUUCUAUUACAAGAGAAGUGUCAAUGCCCCCUACAGAGAUCGCAUCCCUCUUCGCAUUGUACGAGCUGAAUCUGAACUCUCUCCAGCUGAGAAAGCCUAUUUGUGUGCUGUGGAGAAAGGAGAUUAUGCCAGUGUGAAGCAAGCCCUAGAAGAAGCGGAAAUUUAUUUCAAGAUUAAUAUUAAUUGCAUUGACCCCCUUGGAAGAACGGCUCUCCUUAUUGCAAUAGAAAAUGAGAACCUGGAACUCAUAGAGCUGCUUUUGAGCUUUAACGUCUAUGUCGGGGAUGCCCUGCUGCAUGCCAUCAGGAAGGAGGUGGUUGGAGCUGUUGAGCUGCUGCUAAAUCACAAGAAGCCAAGUGGGGAGAAACAGGUGCCACCCAUACUUCUGGAUAAACAAUUCUCAGAAUUUACACCGGACAUUACUCCAAUUAUCCUGGCUGCCCAUACAAACAAUUAUGAGAUUGUAAAACUUCUAGUACAAAAAGGUGUUUCGGUCCCCAGACCACACGAAGUCCGUUGUAACUGUGUGGAAUGUGUCUCCAGCUCAGAUGUGGACAGCCUUCGUCACUCCCGAUCCAGGUUAAACAUCUAUCGAGCUCUUGCAAGUCCAUCUUUGAUUGCCCUGUCGAGUGAGGAUCCUUUUCUUACAGCCUUCCAGCUAAGCUGGGAACUUCAAGAACUGAGCAAAGUAGAAAAUGAAUUUAAAUCUGAAUACGAGGAAUUGUCACAGCAAUGUAAGCAGUUUGCAAAAGACCUCUUGGACCAGACCCGGAGUUCAAGGGAACUUGAAAUUAUUCUGAAUUACAGAGAUGAUAACAGUCUCAUAGAAGAGCAGAAUGGUAACGAUCUGGCAAGGUUAAAACUGGCAAUUAAAUACCGUCAGAAAGAGUUUGUUGCCCAACCAAACUGCCAACAGCUGCUUGCCUCUCGCUGGUAUGAUGAGUUCCCAGGCUGGAGGAGGCGCCACUGGGCUGUGAAGAUGUUGACGUGUGUCAUCAUUGGAUUCCUUUUCCCCGUCUUCUCUGUCUGCUACCUGAUUGCUCCCAAGAGCCCACUGGGGCUGUUCAUCAGGAAACCGUUCAUCAAAUUUAUCUGCCAUACUGCAUCCUACUUGACUUUCUUGUUCCUUCUGCUGCUUGCUUCUCAACAUAUUGACAGGUCAGACCUGAAUAUGCAAGGGCCUCCGCCAACCAUCGUCGAGUGGAUGAUAUUACCGUGGGUCCUGGGAUUUAUCUGGGGUGAGAUUAAACAAAUGUGGGAUGGAGGCCUGCAGGAUUACAUUCAUGACUGGUGGAAUCUGAUGGAUUUUGUAAUGAACUCAUUAUACCUGGCGACCAUCUCUCUGAAAAUUGUUGCAUUUUCAAAGUACAGUGGGCUUCUCCCAAGACAGAGCUGGGAUAUGUGGCACCCAACUUUGGUAGCUGAGGCACUGUUUGCUAUCGCAAACAUUUUCAGUUCACUCCGCUUGAUCUCAUUAUUCACUGCAAAUUCCCACCUGGGACCCUUGCAGAUCUCCCUUGGAAGAAUGCUUCUGGACAUUUUAAAAUUUCUAUUUAUCUACUGCCUUGUGUUGCUAGCUUUUGCAAAUGGACUGAACCAGCUAUAUUUCUAUUACGAAACAAAUGAACCAAACCGCUGCAAAGGGAUACGGUGUGAAAAUCAAAACAAUGCAUUUUCAACUUUAUUUGAAACCCUCCAGUCACUGUUUUGGUCUGUUUUUGGACUUAUCAACCUUUAUGUAACUAAUGUUAAAGCAAGGCAUGAAUUCACUGAAUUCGUUGGGGCCACCAUGUUUGGAACAUACAAUGUCAUAUCGCUGGUUGUGUUGCUCAAUAUGUUGAUAGCCAUGAUGAACAAUUCCUACCAACUCAUUGCUGAUCAUGCAGACAUUGAAUGGAAAUUUGCCCGAACAAAACUUUGGAUGAGUUACUUUGAAGAAGGCGGGACUCUGCCCACUCCUUUCAAUGUUAUACCCAGUCCAAAAUCUCUCUGGUACCUGAUUCGAUGGCUGUGGAGACAACUGUGCAGGAAAAAGAUUAGACGGAAACCGGAAAGUUUUGGGACUAUUGGGAGGCGCGCAGCUGAUAAUUUGAGAAGGCAUCAUCAGUAUCAGGAGGUCAUGAAAAAUCUGGUUAAGAGAUAUGUGGCAGCAAUGAUAAGAGAUGCCAAAACUGAGGAGGGGCUGACCGAAGAGAAUUUUAAGGAGCUGAAGCAAGACAUUUCCAGUUUUCGCUUUGAAGUCUUAGGUCUGUUAAAAGGAAACAAACUUCCCAAUUCACAGGCUUCAAAAAACAGCAGAGAAUCUUCUUCUUUGCCGGAAUCAGAUGAAGGAAGUGACAGUGGGGGGAAUGAGAAGGUUAAGAAGAAACCCCUUAGCCUUUUUGACGUCACCUCCAUGAUUCACCCCAGGGCAGUUGCCAAAGCUUCUAGAGCUCAUAGUCAGAGCAAUGGGUCGGCCAUGAUGCUGACAGAGUCCAUCAAGGAGAAGCAGAAGAAAGUAAACUUUGUGGCGGAUGUAAAGAAGUUUGGGUUCUUUCACAGACAGUCCAAAAACAGCUCUAACGAGCACAGUGCAAAUAAAAUCUAUUCCAUUUCUGAAGAAGUUUCCCGUCAACAAGCAGAAGAACAAUCUGAGAAAGACACUGAACUGGCAGAGAAAACGUCCGUUGCGAACUGUGAAUUAAACAUUCAGGGUCUCGACAAAACAUGCCCGGUGGCCACUAAUCAGCACACUAAAAGUGAGACAGUGGAGUCUAGGUUGAAAGAAGAAGCAGUCCCUUCUGAAAUGCAGAAGACCCAAGUGCAGGAUUCUGAUUCACCCCUGCCAAAAGAUUUCCUGGUCACUGAUCAAGAUAUCAGUAGUACUGACUUCAUUAUGAAACAAGAGACAAUCAUUCAGGACAACUACAUGACAACAAGGUUGUGAUGAAUAUGGGCAAGGUGUGCUUUGGGUGGAAACAUUGAAAAGUAAAUCAAAACAUAGUGAAUUAAAGCUUUCCAGGGAAAAAAAUCCUGUUGGACAAGAACUUGUAAUAAGUAAAUAAAUAGAAGUCUUCUGUUUUGUAGCCUGCUUUAGCUUUCACAAUUUCUUUUACAUUUUUUUAUUAAAUGGAAGCAUCUUGUAUUCUUGUACUGUUGCAAUAACCCACAGAAUCUUUUUAGCUAUUUUUUUCAACUUGAAAUAAAUGCAAUUUCUCUCCUGUGAUAGUUAAUGCCAAUGGUAAAUAUUUUUCUAUGCAAAUAAACAUAGCUUAACAAAGAUGUGAGACUUAUGAACCUUUUUCAGGACUCCUAAUCCAUGAAUAUUUUCUGUAAAAAAAAAUCCAA
Pogona vitticeps (central bearded dragon) is the source of this 3450-nucleotide messenger RNA. The record is from RefSeq and is a predicted model, not a curated record. NCBI's taxonomy places the organism in Eukaryota, Metazoa, Chordata, Lepidosauria, Squamata, Agamidae.